AUGGGGAAGAAAAGAAGGAAGUCCGACGACGACUCUGGCAGCCGCCGGUCGCCGUCUCCCGAGUGCAAAAUGCAGAAGAGCUCUGGGAGGAUCGGCUUCAAAGUGCCUGACCCGCCGAAGCAGAUGACUGUGAAGCAACUCCGCGAGGAGAGGCAGAAGCUGCUGAGCGAGCACUUUGGCUACAGCAACGCGAACAAUCCGUUCGGAGAUCGCCUUCUGGCGGAGCCGUUUGUGUGGAAGAAGAAAAACCAACUUCUGCAGGCCGCGGGUCAGAAAGGCAAGACGACCGUUGCAGCGCUCAUGCACAGCUCCAAGAGCAAAGUGCAAGAAAUCGAGAGCGUCAAGCGUCGCCGCGAAGAGCGAGAAAAGGAAGAGGCGCUCAUGCAGCAGCAGCGCGAAGAGCUGCAGAGAGAGAAGGAGCGGGAGCACUACGCGGACUACGCACAGAAGGAGGAGAUCUUCCACUGCGUCAACCAGCUGCGCAAGACUGAAAUUCGUAUCGAACAGAACCGCGCACAAGUGAUUGAUCUCAUAAUCAAGGGCCUUCGGAUCAUAAAGGGCGAGCGCUUCGAAAAAAUGGAUGUCCUGCCCGUUCCGCCCCACGAGGUCUUUGAAAACUACAAGGAAGAACCGAUGACGGUGGCGAUGAUUGAGGAGUUGAUUGCGGACGUGAAGCUGCACAUCGACACGGAUACGACGAUCGUGGACGUGGAUUUCCAGGAUUUCUGGCGUAGCAUGUUGCUGCUUUCGCGCGAGGCGCUCGAGCGGGCGCAGAAGCGGAAGGAAGUCCUCGACGAGCUGGCUAAGAACAGCGACCCUCGCGUCGCUGCGCAGGCGGCCGUGAGCCUCGCCGACACAGUCUUGCCUCAGAUCCGCGACUCUGACACCGGCAUCGUGCUAGGUGUCGCCCGCGACAUCGAGGCGCUCCUCGGCGGAAAGUCUGCGAAGGAACUCGAGGAGUUGGAGGCGCAGAUCCGCGCCAAAUUCGAAGAGGAAGAUAUCGAUGUCGCCUACUGGGAAGGCAUCCUCAACAAGAUCCCGCACUUCCGCGCCCGAGCUGUCUGUCAGCAAACCUGGCAGUUGAUGACUCAGCGCGCGGCAGAGAUUGAGCGGGAGAUGGCGCGCGAGCGGGCGCUGAAGGAGGAGGAGUCGGCGAGGGCGGGGGAGGGAGACGCGUUGGGCGGUCUUCUGCUUGAGGAGACUGAGGCGCGGAGGCUGGCGCGCGAGCAACAGAUCAAGGAAGACGCGAUUCGGAUGGCGAGGAGUGUGGAGAAGAACGUGAAUCCGAAUGCGGACGGGUCGUUUUCUCCCGAGUUGGAGCCCUACGAUGAGGGCGAAGUCCCCCCGCCGGUCCGCGGGCCCCACAGUCCCGAGCUGUGGCCGUUUGACGAGUUUCGGCACGCGGAGAUCCUCGCGCCGGAGGACGACGACGAGCGGAGGGCGGCGCUGAAGCGGAUUUUGAUCCAGAAGGAGCGGCAGAAGCGCGCGGGAUUCGAAGAGGAGGAAGAAGAGGCGCUCGCGGACGCGCCGGGGGCCGAGGCGGAGGGGGGGGGGGCGGAAGUGCUGGAUCCCGCGGCGAAGGUGACGACCUACGAGGAGUUUGUGAAGAAGGAGAAGAAGGCGGGGUCGCCAGACGAAGAGAUCAUGGCGUCGUCGUCUGAACACAAGUUGAGCAUGCACUACACGUGGGAAGAGAAGUACCGACCGCGGAAGCCGCGUUUCUUCAAUCGCGUGCGCACGGGGUACAGCUGGAACAAGUACAACACGACGCACUACGAUCACGACAACCCGCCACCCAAAGUGGUGCAGGGCUACAAAUUCAACAUCUUCUAUCCGGACCUGAUCGACAAAACCAAGACGCCGACUUGGUUUCUCGAGCCCUCGGACACGCCCGACACCGUCAUUCUCCGCUUCCACGCCGGGCCCCCCUACGAGGACGUGGCCUUCAAAAUCCUUAACCAGGAAUGGCAGACGGAGCGGUUUCGCGGAUUUCGAAACGUCUUUGAUCGCGGCAUCAUGCAGCUCUACUUCUCCUUCAAACGCUACGUCUAUCGACGCUAG
Molecule: messenger RNA, 2061 nt
Organism: Besnoitia besnoiti
Lineage: Eukaryota; Apicomplexa; Conoidasida; Eucoccidiorida; Sarcocystidae
Product: cactin
Exons: 6
Coding region: 1-2061 (686 amino acids)
Biological process (GO): mRNA cis splicing, via spliceosome
Cellular component (GO): cytoplasm; spliceosomal complex
Molecular function (GO): protein binding
Source: RefSeq, a predicted model, not a curated record